GAAAAUGGCAGGCCCAGUCUCCGGAGGGUCUAGAACAAAUUGGGCUGGCCCAUUCUAGUCAUUUUGGGCUUUGCACUACCCAAUACUCUUACCACCGUCGGCACAUGGUAGCGUUCCGGCGACAGUAGUCCAAAAACUGCGUUACGGCGACAGAAGUCCAAAAACCAGCUUAGGACCGAGCAUGAGCUCAGCAGAUCUACCACGGACGGAGGCUAACGUGCUCCGGGGGCACGAAGGCGCAGUAUUAGCAGCGCGGUUCAACUCGAACGGCGAGUAUUGCCUGAGUUGCGGCAAAGACCGCACCAUACGGCUUUGGAAUCCUCACCGUGGAUUGCACAUCAAGACCUACAAGUCGCACGGCCGUGAAGUUCGCGACGUUCACGUUACCCCGGAUAAUUCGAAAAUAUCUUCGUGUGGAGGCGAUCGGCAGGUGUUUUACUGGGAUGUGGCCACCGGUCGUGUUAUUCGGAAAUUUCGUGGUCAUGAUAGUGAGGUAAAUGCUGUGAAAUUUAAUGAGUAUGCAUCAGUUGUGGUAUCAGCUGGCUAUGACCGUUCUGUGCGUGCGUGGGAUUGCAGAUCUCACAGCACUGAGCCUAUUCAGAUUAUUGACAAUUUUUCAGAUAGUGUCAUGUCAGUCUGUUUAACAAAAUCUGAGAUAAUUGCUGGAAGCGUUGAUGGAACUGUUCGAACAUUUGAUAUCCGAAUGGGUAGAGAAAUAUCUGAUAAUUUGGGACAGCCUGUCAACUGCAUUGCUCUCUCAAAUGAUGGCAACUGUGUAUUAGCCAGCUGUCUUGAUUCUACUUUAAGGCUUUUGGACAGAUCUACUGGCGAAUUGUUGCAAGAAUAUAAAGGCCAUAUUUGCAAGUCAUUCAAGAUGGACUGCUGCCUAACAAACACAGACGCCCAUAUCACUGGAGGUUCAGAAGAUGGUUAUGUUUAUUUUUGGGACCUUGUUGAUGCAAAUGUUGUCUCCAGCUUUCGAGCUCAUUCUUCAGUGGUAACAAGCGUUAGUUAUCACCCAAAGGAUGACUGUAUGGUUACUGCUUCAGUUGAUGGAACAAUUCGUGUUUGGAAAGCGUGAGAACAUAAAGACAUUACGGGAUUUUUGGCUUCAAGUCGCCUUUUUAUAUUAUCUUCUUGAAUAUUUUGAUUGGACCUCAGAGGAGAGCAAUUCGUUUGUAGUUCAGCCAGUGAUGGAUAUCGAAUUCAAGUAACUGUGGUGGUAUUUUCUAUUCUCUAAAUGCAAGAAGUUUGAUGCGCACAAAGACAGGCUUCAUUAUAUGUACUUAAGUUGAUACAUAAAAUAUAAAGCAUGUAAAUGUUGGUCCUAGGCCUGAAAUCUCAGGUUUUAGGGGAAAAAAGAUAGAAACAGAUUUUUAUUCGGUCAGUUUUGGUGGACUUGCUAUCCUUUAUUUCAAAUUUCUUUGACCAUGAAAGCUUACAUAAGUAGCAAUGCCUGUAACUGGUGUUUUUUGUGGAACUGUAAAGAUUUUGCUGGAUUUUAACCUUAUGUGAACGAAAACAUCGCUAUAAUCUCAGGAGCAUUCAUAUCAAAUAAUCGAGAACCGAAUAGCGAAAGCAUACUUGACGGAUUAAUCUCGAUUGAUUGCGUCGGAACAUGAAUUUGGGU
This is a messenger RNA of Striga asiatica, 1630 nucleotides long. The record is from the annotation of a GenBank genome assembly. NCBI's taxonomy places the organism in Eukaryota, Viridiplantae, Streptophyta, Magnoliopsida, Lamiales, Orobanchaceae.